This is a messenger RNA of Hippocampus zosterae (dwarf seahorse), 2975 nucleotides long. RefSeq lists its product as uncharacterized. Gene Ontology annotation, biological process: microtubule bundle formation. Lineage: Eukaryota; Metazoa; Chordata; Actinopteri; Syngnathiformes; Syngnathidae. The transcript is spliced from 16 exons. Gene Ontology annotation, molecular function: microtubule binding. The record is from RefSeq and is a predicted model, not a curated record. Gene Ontology annotation, cellular component: microtubule cytoskeleton. Bases 89 to 2635 code for a protein of 848 amino acids.
AGAUGUUCAGCGGGCAUGCGCAUUAGUGUGAGCCUGCGCGUGCGUGAAUGAUUCAGCAGGCAGCGAUGUGACGUCAGGCCUCCGUGAAAUGAAACCCGACGGCAUCAGCCGCAAAUUCACCUGCUUUGCCCUCCUCACGGAACACCGCCGAGGAGUGACAUCAGAGGGCUGCACGCUCAGGAAGGAAGCAAGAACAUAUCGUCGUCCUCCGCGUCGCCAUUUCCACGCCCGGUGCUGCCUGGUCGUCACAGCUCCUCGUCUUCCUGAAUCACGUUGUCGUCGUCUGAUGUCCGCCCCCGCCAUGCCCACCCCGGUGUCCAGACUGCCUAAAUUUGGCUCGUGGUCCAAAAGUUCGAGCCCGACGGCGACCGCCGCGGCCGCUUCGCACGUCUUUCCCACCGGGCGGCUCCCCGGCGGCUUCUACCACCACCGCGGGCCCGUGGUGUGCAAUGGCAACGCCAACGAACCGGCGCCCUCGUCGAGGCGGAUCGGAACCAUUCGCACGCCUGCUGAAGAUUCCAAUAAAUGGAGGAAACGUGGGGAAGUGACAGAGGAAGCGGAUCACAAUGACGCCCCCCAACGGGACAAGGAUGCGCAAAGGUCUGGAGUGGACCCAAAAAUGCUGGACAAAUCAUUUCCUGUUCAUAAAACUGGACUUCCUGUCCCUAAAUCCACUGGACUUACUGUACCUAAAACUGGACUUACUGUCCCUAAAAACAGACUUCCUGUUUCCAAACCCACUCUAACUGGGUCCAAACAGAACCUUCACGAUCUUUCCGGCUCCAAACUGCGACCCCCUAAGUGGUCUACUCACUCAGGUUCCACUUUGAGUUCCAGCCCCGGGUCCGGAUGUGGUUCUUUGCCGCCAGCCGCCCGCUCUCCCUCCACAGGCAACGUCGGAUCGGUGCCGGCCUCGCGCCUCGCCACAGGCGACGGGUUCCACCCACGUAGCCUGGAGGUCCGGCGACAGGCGCCCGCCACGGCCACGACCCUGUCCCAGAGCACCAAGCCGGGUCACAAAGAGUCCAGUACCUCCUUGGUCCAAGCCGGGCCCCUCAUGGGUCCCGCUGGUCCGGGCGGGGUGAAGAAGUCCUUCCUUCCGGCACUCAAAGCUAACAACGUCAGCUAUAAGCUUUCGCGGCCGAUACUCGCCAAGCAUGCCCAGACUGUUGUGGCAGAAGUGAGCCGAGCGAGAGCCAAAACCCCAAAACCCAUUGUUGCCCGUUUUCCAGAGCGCACCGUCGUAGCCGCAGCCUCCCAGGGGCAACCUUCCAUCCCGGGGGAGAUGGUGGAGGACAUGUCCCUGUCGUCCGGCUCAUCCGUGGACCACAACCGCGCCAGUCAGGAAUACAUGGACGACUUUGACGACCUGGGAAACCGAGGCAUGGGCAUGCUCGUCCUCGCCAAGAACGACGAAGACGACUCUGGUCUGGACCGAUCGUGCUCCGGCUUCUGUGAGGGGCAAGUAGCGGGAAAUGGCGUUAGCGCGGCGACGGAACUGCACUUCCUGGACAGCACUUUAGACUGGACGCACGCGACGCCCGCCGACAAAGACGGACCAAAUCAUGUGACCAGAUUCUCCUACCACAGCAGGUCCAGUCCAUCUGACAAUCACGAGCAGGGUGGCUCUUCCCUGGACCUGUCCCCGUCAGACAGCUGCGGUUCCGGGGGCAUCUACAUGUGGGACGAGGAAGGACUGGAGCCACUGGGGGGCGCCGUCUCACGUGCCUCGGUGGACUGUGGGCACGUGCGGCGCGUCGGCAGCUUUGACUCUGACGUCAACAGCAGUGACGCCCUGACCAACGUGGAGUCUUGUGAUUUGGACGACAACAAUUUGGACGAUGACGACCUCAUGCUCGACGGCGACUUUCCUGACGACAUUUCACUCCACACCGGAGAUGGAGACGGGACGUCCCGCAUGGCUGAGUGGAGGAGGCGGCAGCUCUGCUGGGGGACACAGGAUGACCACAGUGAUGACAGGGAGGCGGGAUGCUACGACGAGCAGGACGACACCGGCGUGGACACGGAUCUGGCUUUGGAUCUUUCUCCUCAAAGUUCCGCCGCCCUCAGGACUCCCGGUGUGGACAUGGAGGACCUGGCUGACGACUGUGGCGCACUCCGCUCACAGCUGGAACUCCUCCGAAGGUUUUUGCUGCAGGACGACGACACGGACGACGACACUCUGACCACCGACACGCUCAGUCCCGAAGAGGGCGAACAAUCACAGGUGGAGGCUCUCUUGGAGGAGGUGCAGCAGCUCAAAGAGGUCCUGAGGAGCAAAGAGCGGAUCAUCUCGGAGCUCACCCUCCAGCUGGCCGUCGCCCCGGCAAGCAGCAGGUGUCACUGCUCAACGGACAGGUCGGAGCAACACACACAGACGAAUGCGGUGGAGCCAGCUAACGAGAGCGUGGCCUCGCAGACGCCUUGGAGUGAGCGCACGGCUUUUCCUCCCUCCGCCUUGCUCUCGCCACCGUGGCAGUACCAACGCUCCAGACCUUACGGGGGUAGUAGGCCCAAACCCAGCAUCCCCUCCCACCUUGCUCGAAAAAGAGUGGAAACACUCGUGCUGUACUUCAGCGACACGCCCUGCCACAGGUACUUUGCCACCCCCACCCGGAAGAGCCGACCCCACUAGCCGCCCCGCCAGCAAACAGAAGCUCCGCCCCUCACCCGGCUCAGCACAUCCCGCGCCGCCCUCAACGCCGAGGCCGCCGAAUCGCCCGCGCUUUGUCGCCUCCAACUCUUCCCGCGUGAGAACGGCGGUCUGACCGCUUCCCAGCAUGCCACAGGAAGACGUUGACGGCAGCUCAACGCAUCCUCUCAACUUGAACUCUGCCGGAAGGAAGUUUAUUUAAUAAGUUAACUUAUUUAUUGAGCACUGUGACGGCGCUUUACUGUUGCCAGCGCUUUGUUAUCGUGGCUUGUGAUGGUUCAAAAAUAUGCAACACGGAAUAAAAGACGCGCUGUCCCUUUAA